Anisakis simplex (herring worm) is the source of this 1587-nucleotide messenger RNA. The record is from the annotation of a GenBank genome assembly. NCBI's taxonomy places the organism in Eukaryota, Metazoa, Nematoda, Chromadorea, Rhabditida, Anisakidae.
AUGUCCACUGAGGAGGCUGUUGCAGAUAUUGCUGUGGUUGGUUUAGCCGUAAUGGGACAGAAUUUAAUUUUGAACAUGAACGAUAAAGGCUUUGUGGUUUGCGCCUUUAAUCGGACCGUUUCGAAAGUUGACGACUUUUUGGCGAAUGAGGCGAAAGGAACGAAAAUUGUUGGGGCGCAUUCAUUCGAAGAAAUGGCAAGGAAACUGAAGCGUCCCAGACGCGUUCUAUUACUGGUCAAAGCUGGCAGCGCUGUGGACAGUAUGAUUGAGAAGAUGUUACCGUAUUUGGAGAAAGGGGAUAUUAUUAUUGAUGCAGGAAAUAGCGAAUAUACUGACACGAAUCGUCGUUACAAAGAAUUGGGUGAGAAAGGAUUUUUGUUCGUUGGUUCUGGCAUCAGCGGUGGUGAAGAAGGUGCACGACACGGGCCGUCGAUGAUGCCUGGUGGAGCACCUGAAGCAUGGCCACAUAUUAAGGAUAUAUUCCAGAAGGUGUCUGCAAAAGUUGGCACAGAAUCGUGCUGUGAUUGGGUGCGGAGACACCUCAUAUGCAUCCGAAUCACAAUUGAAAAGAAACUGUUUGCGACAGUCAAAGAGCUGUUGAAGCUGAAUUGUUUAAUGAGCUGGAACGUAGGUGAGGCGGGCGCUGGACAUUUCGUUAAAAUGGUCCAUAAUGGUAUCGAAUACGGUGAUAUGCAGCUAAUUGGUGAAGCUUACAGCUUGUUGAAAGACGCAGUCGGCUUGAAUCACGAUGAAAUGUCACAGGUAUUCGACGAAUGGAAUAAAGGUGAUCUGGACUCGUAUCUGAUUCAAAUAACAGCCGAAAUUCUUCGAUUCAAAGACGACAAAGGACAAUCACUCGUGCCACAAAUCAGAGACACAGCUGGACAGAAAGGUACAGGCAAAUGGACCGGUAUAGCCGCGUUGAAUUAUGGUAUUCCAGUCACUCUUAUUGGUGAAGCUGUCUUUGCGCGUUGUUUGUCGGCGUUGAAGAAUGAACGUAUCACCGCCUCAAAAGUUUUGGCUGGUCCCAAAACAAAAUCUAACGAGUACGUGAAGGACAAGAAAGAGUUCAUUGAGCACAUUAGAAAGGCUGAACUUUUGAGUAUUCAGGCAUUGUACGCAUCGAAAAUCAUCAGCUAUACACAAGGCUUCAUGCUAAUGGCUGAGGCGAGUCGUCAGCAUAACUGGAAAUUGAAUUUUGGUGCAAUUGCGUUGAUGUGGCGUGGAGGUUGCAUUAUCAGAUCACAGUUUCUGGGUAAUAUCAAACGAGCAUUCGACGAGAAUCCAAUGUUGAACAAUCUUUUGCUCGAUAAAUUCUUCACGAACGCUAUUCAUCAGUGCCAAGAUUCGUGGCGUAAAGUUUGCGCGAGUGCAGUUAUGCUUGGUAUCCCGACACCAGCGCUGAGUACCGCAUUAGCCUUUUAUGACGGAUAUCGUCAUGAGGUGUUGCCUGCAAACCUCGUUCAGGCACAACGUGACUACUUCGGUGCACAUACGUAUGAGUUGUUGAAUAAUCCUGGCACCUGGGUGCAUACGAAUUGGACUGGAACUGGCGGGCGUGUUGCAUCAAGCACGUAUACGGCAUAA